Molecule: messenger RNA, 1784 nt
Organism: Sarcophilus harrisii (Tasmanian devil)
Lineage: Eukaryota; Metazoa; Chordata; Mammalia; Dasyuromorphia; Dasyuridae
Exons: 22
Coding region: 123-1748 (541 amino acids)
Source: RefSeq, a predicted model, not a curated record
ACUGACCAUUACUCCUGAGAAGAGUGGGAGGUAUGGACUUUGCUAUUCAUAGUAUUUUGUAUCUUCAUUUGAGAAGGUAUGAUUUUGUUGCACAUUCCAGAACUAACUUUGGAAGUUGAGGAAUGUCAGUGAUGGAAAUAUCCCCUUUAAUUAUGGAAAAUGUCAUGAUCAAUAAGGUUGAUGACCCUGAUGAAACUGUUACCAUCUAUGCAAAAGAUGAAAAGAAGCAGACAAAAGGAGGAAGAGAGAAAACUAUCAUGCAGGAAGAUAUUCAUGAUAAACAAACAUGGGAUAAUAACAAUGGAAAUAUUCCCAUAAACAUGGAAAAGGAUGGGAUCUACCAUGUGCACAAGCCCAAUGAAAAUGAUGAAGAAUCAAAAUUUGGAGUGAACAAGAAGGAAGGAGCAGGUGAUAAUUAUAGAUGUGAUUACAAUGAUGGUAAUAUGCAGAUAACUAUGAAAAACAGUGAGAUCACCCACAAUAAUGACUCAGAUGAACCUGAAGUUGAUAUUACAAAUAUACAAAUUGAUAAGAAUCUACAAAAAAGUGACAAUAUGAUAAAGCUGGAAAAUAUACGUGACCAUCAAGCAUGGGAAGUCAACAUGUGCAAGACUCCAGAAAACAAAGAAGAUUCUUCUAGUGAUAGUGGUGGGAUGACAAUGGUGGAAAUAUCUCCCCAAAUGAUAGAACUUAUUUUUAUCAAUCAGGUUGAUGACCCUGAAAAAACUAUUACCAUCUAUGUGAAAGAUGUAAAGAAGCAAACAAAUAAGGGAGGAAGAGAGAAUACUAUUGUACAGGAAAGUAUUCAUGAUCAACAUGUAUGGAAAAACAACAAUGAAAAUAUUCUCCCAAACAUGGAAAAGGAUGGUACCUAUCAUGUGCACAAGCCCAAUGAGCCUGAGGCAUGUAGUACCAUGGAGUUGAAUGAUAAAGUAAACCAAUCAAACUCUGAGCAAAUUGAGAGAAUGAUUUCAGAGAAAGGUGGGGGUGAUCAGCAGGCCUGCAAUGCCAAUAUUAGCAUUGAAAGCUUUGGAAAACACCAAAUAUGUAAGGAUAAUUAUCCAGCUGAAAAUGAUGAAGAGUCGAGAUUGGGAAUGAACAAGAAGAAAGGAGCAGGUGAUAAUUAUGUAUGUGAUUGCAAUGAUGGUGGUAUUCAGAUGACUAUGGAAAACAAUGAGAUCACACACAAGAAUGACUCAAAUGAACCUGAUGUUAUCAUCACAAAUGUACAAAUUGAUAUUAAACUAACAACAAAUGACAAUAUGAUAAUGUGGGAUAAUGUAGGUCAUCAUCAAGCACGGGAGGUCAACAUGUGCAAGAUUGCAGAAAACAAAGAUGAUUCUUCUAGUGAUAGUGGGGAUGAAGGAGGGAUAUGGUUCACAGCACCAGUGACUGAUCCAGAAGAUGAGAACCUCCUACCAACUUUUUUUGAUGAGGAAAUACCAAGAUAUUUUGGAUGGGAGCAAUCCAUGUGGUGUUUUUUAGAAGGAAAGGAAAAAUUCUAUUCUUACUUUGGUGAGAGAAUAAGUGACACAUCAGAGAAUACAAUAGAAGGAAAAAGCAGUAAAAAGAGGAGGCUGCUUUCAUUCUUUAGAUGUUUCUCACGGACAUCUAGAAAACAGAAAAAGGUACAUCAUGAAAAGUCAAUUUCAGGGGAUUCAAAAAGAACCAGCGAUGAAGACGUCUCUGAAGACAAAGUGUCCCCAGAUUGCUGUAUUUUUUCAUGUGUUUUUUCUUCUGGGAAAUAGGAGAGAAACCCCAGGAAAUAAAGUUAGGAGAGGAAA